AACGUCCAAACAAGCUAACGAAAAUUGUAAAACGUCCAAACAAACUAACAAAAUAUGUAAAACGUCCAAACAAACUAACAAAAAUUGUAAAACGUCCAAACAAACUAACGAAAUAUGUAAAACGUCCAAACGAACUAACGAAAAUUGUAAACCGUCCAAACGAAAUAACGAAAUAUGUAAAACGUCCAAACAAGUACACGAAAGAGGUAAAACCAAAUACCUUUGAAAUAACCCUCCCAAAUAAAGAAAAGAAAGAUAGGCCUAUAAAAGUCGCAUAUCCAAAAACAAAAGAGAUAAAACGUCCAAAAAAAUAUAAAAAUUAUGUAAAACGUCCAAACAAAUACAAAAAAGUGGUAAAACCCAAAACUUUUGAAAUAAAACUCCCAAAUAAACAAAGGAAAGACGUAAAAUUAAAAGUCACAUAUGCACAAACGAAGGAGAUAAAACGUCCACAUAAAUAUGCAAAGGACGGAAAACGUCCACACAAAUAUUCAAAAGAGAUUAACCCAAAUAUAUUUGACAUACACUUCAAAGAUCCCAAGCUAACGAAUUAUAUAAAAGUUCCAAGCAAAUACACAAAAGAUGCAAAACGUCCAAAUAAAUACGAUGUACGCAUCAAGAGAGCAUCACGUUCGAAUGAUGACCCAGAGUUCGAACACCGUCCAAGACGUGAGAAACAUUCAAAUGUCAUCACUGGCAUAACCAAAGCCAAUCAGGGAGAGCUAAAACAAACAUUUGGAACGGAUAAGCCGAAGAAGAUUGCAAACACGGACAUGACCAAAACUGAGAGUCUGAUUGUUGGAAGCAGGCACGAGGCUAUUCCGGCUCCUACAAUUCCCGUUGAUGCUCCGGGACAACCUAAAACAUACGGAACGACAGUGAACACUUUGCCGAGAGUCAUAGAGGAGAGAGAUGACGAUUCCGGAUAUGGUGAAUGGAGUCCUUGGACGGAAUGUUCUCUUACGUGUGGCAUUACAUCAGGAACGAGACAGCGUACCAGGACAUGUGAUUCAGAGCAAGGACGCUGUAAUGGACCAAAUUCAGAACUAAUGCUAUGUAAUGUUCUAGUGUGUAAUUAAAAUCUGACUCCAGUGUGUAAUUAAAACUAACUGUAAUAGAUCGGUAAUGCCAGGCUCUAUAUGCACAUGUACAUCUAAAAAAAAUUUAAAUAAUAAAUAUGACAAUGAUGCAAAAACUGCGCCUUUGUUCAUUGUUUACAUUAAACCAUGAAAAGAACACUGGGAGAAUAAUAAUAUAUUUAUGAUGGAUGAAGGAUUUUUUUAAAUUACACGAAAUAAACAGUUUUUACAGACCCCAAA
This is a messenger RNA of Owenia fusiformis, 1319 nucleotides long. Lineage: Eukaryota; Metazoa; Annelida; Polychaeta; Sabellida; Oweniidae. The record is from the annotation of a GenBank genome assembly.